Tetrahymena thermophila SB210 is the source of this 1209-nucleotide messenger RNA. Its product is annotated as transmembrane protein, putative. Lineage: Eukaryota; Ciliophora; Oligohymenophorea; Hymenostomatida; Tetrahymenidae. The record is from RefSeq and is a predicted model, not a curated record. The transcript has a single exon.
AUGUUUUCAAUUUUUAAUAAUAAUACUAAUACAGAGCAAGGUUAAGAUAAUAUUGAAGAACCAUUUUUUAAGCAUGUUAGAGAAGAGAAUAAAUUGAAUUGUAUUUAGAUGUAUCAUGGUUUAUUAAUUUCUUUAAUGAUGAUUUGUUUACAGUUUACUGGAGAUUAUCUAGGAAAUAUUCAAAAUCAUAAUAUUUAGCUACCAGAAACUUUUACUAGAUCUAGUUUUAGUGGAUGUUGGCACCUUGCUGAUUAUUUAGAACCUCUUUACAUGUUUUGGAUUGGAUUUAACAUAUAAAUGUCCAUCAAUUAAAAACAUAAAAGAACACUAACACUAUGGGGAAGUCUCCUCAUCAAGUUUUUUUCCUUACUUUUUUUUGGAUUCUUCAUAAACUCAAUCAUUUGCGGAUUUGACUACAGCCAAUAUAGGAUGAUGGGAUUUUUUUAGAGAGUGAUAAUAAUAAAUUUUUUUAUGUUGAUCUUGCAUCUAUAUGCAGACAAAAAAGUUUAGUAUUUUAUAGUAAUAAUCUUUUCUCUUGCCUCUCUUGGUAUUACUACAACAGUUAAAGGUAAAACUAUAGAUUGUCCUCACGUUAACGUUAAGUUACCCUAGUGCAACGGAUUAAGUUAUCUAGAUUAAAGCUUAUUAAGCUCUAAUCAUAUGUAGUAUACAACGUAUGAUGAAGAUGGAUUAUUUUCCAUUCUGAAUAUAAUAUUAAUUGUAUAUGUAGGUUACAGUUAUGGAAGUGUUCUCAAGGCAUUUGGAUAUAAAAAUGUCAAAAGAGUGCUCAUUUAAUGGAUGAUAUUUAGCUUAAUAUUAGGUUUUAUAGGCCUUAUAACCUAUAUACAAUGGGCUUUUAUACCUCCAGUUUACUCAUAAAAUUUUACUAUGUUUUGCUGUGGAUUAUCAGGAAUAGUUUUGCUCAUUUUAUUCACUACUGUUGAUUUAUCUCAUAAAAAAUAUCCUAUUUUUACAAAAAUUUCUUAUCCUUUUAUUUGGUUUGGUAAAAAUGGUUUGUUUCUAUUUGGGGUCAGGUGCUUAAUAGAAUGUCUUUUUCUUAAGUAUAACCUAACCUUAAAAAUAGUUGACAAAAUAGGCUUCUUUUCUAGUGAUUCAAUGAAUGGACUUUUCUAUAACAUACUAUUUUAUCUUUUUUUCCUUCUAAUAUCUUUUUUUCUUCACAAGACAAAUAUUUGCUUCAGAUUUUGA